Molecule: messenger RNA, 2896 nt
Organism: Amyelois transitella
Lineage: Eukaryota; Metazoa; Arthropoda; Insecta; Lepidoptera; Pyralidae
Gene: Art4
Product: histone-arginine methyltransferase CARMER
Exons: 1
Coding region: 131-1729 (532 amino acids)
Biological process (GO): peptidyl-arginine methylation
Molecular function (GO): protein-arginine N-methyltransferase activity
Source: RefSeq, a predicted model, not a curated record
AGGAAGGAAGUUUGUGAGUGAUCGAUUUUACGCCGGCCUCAUACAUUUUCAACGGCAUUUUUCUUUGUUUGCCUUUUAUCGCGAGGACAAUAUCGUUAAAGCAUUCGCGCGCCCACGUUCAGCUGUUGAAAUGGCGAACACGUUUCGCGGAGUGAUAAUCUCCGCUGUAAACAAUGACGGCUCCCUGACGCCGAAGUUCAACUUCCCUACGAACGUAAACGUGGAUUACGAUCCACAAGGGCUAAGUGUUAAAGUGAUUCGUGCUGAUCCUGUGUUGGCACAGGAGGUGCUAGAGUUUCCCGUCCACAACCAGAGUGAGUGUUCGCGCGUAGUCGGCCAGUCGUAUAUUUUCACUAUCGACAAUGAAACUUUAUUUUUCAAGUUCGCAUCGGAGGUAGACUGUCAGAAUUUUCACCUGCUCGUCAGCAAGAUCAAAGCGGGCAGGUCAUCGUCCGUGUUCACGGUCCGGACCGAGGAUUCAUCGGCGAUGCAAUAUUUCCAGUUUUAUGGUUACUUGAGUCAGCAGCAGAAUAUGAUGCAGGAUUAUGUCAGAACGAGUACUUACCAGCGAGCUAUAUUGUCUAACAUCAACGAUUUUAAAAACAAAGUUGUAUUGGAUGUUGGUGCUGGAUCAGGUAUUUUAUCUUUUUUCGCUGCUCAAGCGGGCGCGCGGAAGGUUUAUGCUGUGGAGGCUAGUAAUAUGGCGCAUCACGCUCAAGCGUUAGUUCGCGCCAAUGGGCUUAAUGACCGCAUCACGGUCGUGGCUGGCAAGAUUGAAGAGAUUGAGCUACCGGAGAGUGUUGAUGUUAUAAUUUCUGAACCUAUGGGCUAUAUGUUAUACAAUGAACGCAUGUUAGAAACCUACUUACAUGCCAAGAAAUGGUUGAAACCGAAUGGUAAUAUGUAUCCUACGAGAGGCGACUUGCAUAUAGCCCCUUUCACGGAUGACGCAUUAUUCAUGGAACAAUACAACAAGGCAAACUUUUGGUAUCAAACAUGCUUCCAUGGAGUAGAUUUGAGUGCUCUACGCACUGCAGCAAUGAAGGAAUACUUCAGGCAGCCCAUUGUUGAUACAUUUGACGUACGUAUCUGUAUGGCACGCUCAGUGCGACAUGUGGUGGAUUUCCUAAAUGCUCAUGAAACUGACUUGCAUCGUAUUGAGGUACCAUUUAGAUUUGAACUGACUCAGUCUGGUACGUGCCAUGGCCUGGCAUUCUGGUUUGAUGUGUUAUUCGCAGGAAGCACACAGCAUAUAUGGCUCUCCACUGCCCCUACAGAACCUCUGACACAUUGGUACCAAGUGAGAUGUCUGUUAGAAACACCAAUUUUUGCAAAACAAGGUCAGGCAUUGACAGGACGGGUGUUACUGCUUGCUAACAAGAGACAGAGUUAUGAUGUGACUAUGGAAGUCAAUUUGGAGGGUACAAAUAUCUCUUCGUCUAAUACAUUAGACUUGAAGAAUCCGUACUUCAGGUAUACGGGUGCUCCAGCAGCGCCGCCCCCAGGGGUAAACACUACAUCGCCUAGUGAAACCUAUUGGAACUCAAUUGAGUCUACUGGCUCACUGAGCAAUGGACAGGGUGUUAUAUUGACUGAUGGGACACAGCAAUAUUGUUCCACACCCGAUCAGACUAUCGCAUACGGAACACAUCCGAACAUGAUCAAGACAGUGAUGUUGCAAGAGGAAUUCAUCAAGAGGAUUGGAAUUAGUCAAAAUGGCGACAUUUAAUCCGCGAAAACGCGCCGCGCGCGCCUUAGGGCUAUAAGGAACCGUAAUCGGUUGUGAACUCUCUUCCGUUCAGACAUUAUAGUGUGUAAGAGAACUUAUUUAUUUCGAAUGAAACAUCACAGUGACAUGUAUUCAGGGACAAAUGGCUGGCCUUGUAAAUUAGAGAAAGUGAAUGCAAUAAGAACUAUAGUUAUGCCUUUUGGUCUUAAGUUUUUGUUAACUUUGAAUGACGCUUACUAGUGUAAUUCGAGACACAUUCUGCAUGUACGAAACGAAAUAUACUUUUUUUUUGUAAAUAAUUUUGAUCCUGUUGAUGGAUUUGAAUCUUGGGCUGGCAGCUGUAGAGUAAGCGUAUAUAAGUGGGAAGUACACUUAGUAAUAAUAAGCAAUAAGUGCUGGAUUUUUAAUGAUAAUGCUUACCAUUGUCAAUACUCAUUUGUCAUUAGGUUCAGCUCAAUCAUGUAGGUCUUUGUAGGCAAUCUAUGAGCCAAGUCCACAUUAAAAAUAAAAUGUUAUGAUUGUCUAUGGAUUCCUUGUCUGCCGAUCAAAUAGAUUUGAGAUUGUGGAUUACACUGGCAUAAUUAUACAUUGCAUAUUUUUAUACAUAGUUUUGAUAGCCAUAAUUAUGUUAAAAAACUUAUGUAAAUAUUAAAUUAGGGUACUGUAGCUCCAAUUUUCUUUUUGAUUAUUCAUUAAUCAGUAUUUUUUGUGUUCCAUAUAAAUUUAAAGCAUCUCUAGAGCAAUAAAUAGUUCUUAGUUGUAAAUUUUUGAAAUAAAUGGCAACACCAACACAAGAUACGAUCAUGUAAGCUUAUUUGUUGUAAGUAUUCAUUAUCACAAUCAUUCUUUCAUGGAAUAAUGGUAGGAGGUAUUUGUUGUAAGUAAAACUUGCCUAAAAUAAUGACAAAUCCCACCAAAAUUACUGGAGCUCUUUUUUCCUUCUACAUUUGGUCAAUAAUAAGUAGUCAUUUCAAGAAGUUUGUAUAAUGGUCUAAAUAUGGAUGUAUAUAUAAUUGGAAGAAUAUUAAGCUGUCUCUUGGAAACAUUUCCAAGCAAUACAUUACAAAGCAAGCAAUACAUUGCACAAUACAUUUGUGGCAUUUAUAUUUCUGAAAAAUUUUCAUGAUCUUUUCAACUGAAGUAUGGCCUCUGGAGCUAAAGCUCUGU